Molecule: messenger RNA, 5052 nt
Organism: Maniola jurtina (meadow brown)
Lineage: Eukaryota; Metazoa; Arthropoda; Insecta; Lepidoptera; Nymphalidae
Product: O-acyltransferase like protein-like
Exons: 15
Coding region: 234-2876 (880 amino acids)
Molecular function (GO): acyltransferase activity, transferring groups other than amino-acyl groups
Source: RefSeq, a predicted model, not a curated record
UGCGGCCAACACACCGAUGGACGACAGUGAAAGUGACUCCACUCCAUAGCUCCGUAACCACGUUAUGUCACGAAGCCUUCCAACGACCAGUCGCUCUCCGGCUAUGUCGACGCGCGCGCACCUUUGACACGCCGACAAAGAAAGUUCCGUUAAAAACCAAAAAAAAAAAGUUACUCUAAUAGUUCAAAACAUUUCCAAAAAAGCAUGUGCUUGUGUUUGGCAAAGAAAACAAAAUGUCUCCCAUUGUGCUCAUAAACAUUAUCCUACUCAGUGCUUCUCAUUCAGUUAUUGGAUCAGAUCCUGAAAAAGAAAAUGCGCGCGAGGAAAAACUACGAAGCGGUCUCAUAGACGCUUUUCAGAACAUCAAAAAGGCAUCCUCUAAAGGAGGUGACGAUGACUUGAGUCCCGAUUUAAUCGGAUCCAUGAUUCCUAUACCGAAACCGAAUAAAAACGAAAAGUUUACAACCGACGACAGCUUCGAUCUAUUCGCCGACGACGAUGGUUUGACUUUUGCUGAGGCUUUCGGAAAUGUUGAGACUGAAAAACGAGUCUCAACUACAGAGACGAGUCACAACGUUCAGCACAUAGUCAAAACUACGAAACAGGUGGAGAAAACGACAGCAAAACCGAGCAAUAUAAUAGGCAAACUAGCCGAUUCUAUACGAAAUACUGUGAACGAGAGUCGAAUGCAAAUUACGACGGUUUCUAAUGAUACGCAGUUUUUGGGGCUCGAGAGUAUGCUUCGAGUUAUGGAUGCUGAAAUAUUAGUGCAACAGUGGGGUGAGUUGCAGAAAUCUGUGAGCGGGCAAUGCAAGGAAGAUCUGAUGGAGUAUGUGGAAGGAUUGCAGGAUAAAUUGCUGUGGGCUUUGAAAAUGGAGGACGCGAGUGGACGCUACACGUCGAUGUUCUACUGGGGCAACAACUACUGGACGGGCUCGGCGGAACUCUGCUCUAUCCUCAACGACCUCCAUGCGCCCUCCCGGAAUCAAAACCGUAGUAGCGGCUCUCAGAUCUUCACCGAUUGGCGACAGGACGUGUCCGUGUCCGGUCUGGGACCACCGUUCGAGACAGCCUUCUACAACGUGCGCAUGACCAUCUCCUCCGACCUGCCGGACAUCGUCAGGACUCGCCGCACUCUCCACCUUGGUCUCUGUCUACCACGCACGUGCUCGCGCGAGCAAGUGGCCCAGCUGGUGAACUCGGUACAUGCUCCCUUACUCCGACACAAGGUGGUGACCGUGCGCUCACCGGAGCACGGAGGAUACACUUAUCUCAGUGAUCCCACGUUCCAUAUACUUUUAGCAAUAUCAUGCAUAGUGGGCCUCCUGCUCAUAUCCGCGACGAUCUACGACAUGCGGAUCGCUCGCGAGGUGCGCACGCGCAGGCGCCGCGUCGACAACAUGACCGUCGCUGAAAACGGCGCCUCCGAUCUGAAGCUCGACCUGAAUAGUCUUGACGCCAUUACUGUUUCCAAAGGCAAAUCGAUGUACACCGUGAACAAUAACAACUCAGAAGAGAGGCUGACUGCUGAAACCGCUUCUACUGACGGAGAACUCAAAUUAAGCGUCUGGUCCGAGCUGCUGCUCUCGUUCUCGAUGAAGGCGAACAUCCUGCAGAUCUUCGACCAGUCUGUGGGGUCGGACACUGUGCCAGAGGUGCACGGCUUGAGGUGCUUGUCCAUGGUCUGGAUCAUAUUCGGACACACGUGUAUUGUGGUUUUCAAGUAUGCUGACAAUACUGCCCUUAGAGCAAUUCUGGAGAAGAGCUUCUGGUUCCAGUUGAUCCUUAGUGCUGUCUACAGCGUUGACACUUUCUUCUGUUUAGGUGGUAUGCUGGUAACAUUCCUGUACUUCCGCACGAGCGCGAAGGGCAAGCUGGAGCGCCUCACGAAGGGCCACCGCAAGUUCACCGCCGGCGUGCUGCAGUUCCUCGGCCUCAUGGGAUACCGCUUCGCCAGAUUGACGGCACCCUACCUGUUCAUGCUGGGCGUGGUGGAGGUGACCAUGAAAUGGUUCGCCAACAAUGCGGUGUUUGAGCCCCCCGCCAUGGACAACGAGACCUGCCCCAAGUACUGGUGGAGGAACCUGUUAUAUAUCAACACCCUGUUCCCUGUUGAGCAAAUGUGUAUGCUGUGGAGUUGGUACUUAUCAGAUGACACGCAGUUCUAUGCUGUCAGCGCUAUCCUACUUAUUCUAGCUACCAGCCAUUUCAAACUAUCAGCAAUACUGACGGGUCUGUUCUUCCUGUCUUCCCUCUUGACGACGGGCUUCGUGUCGUACAGCAGUGAGCACAUCCCCAACAGCGAAGACCCGUUCACGCAGUUCGACAAGAUCUACGACAAGCCGUGGACCAGGCUGGGGCCUUAUUUAGUGGGCAUGCUGACGGGGUGGAUACUGUUCAAGACCAAUCUGAAGAUCAAGAUGGGGGUGAUAUGGGCGUGGGUGGGCUGGGCGGUGUGCACUGCAACGUUCUUGUUCCUGAUAUUCGGCUUAUACACGACAGAGCUGGAUGUGGUGUCAGCCGCGGUGUUCAGUGCGCUCUCACAUUCUUUGUGGGCGGCCUGCGUCGGCUGGGUCAUCAUCGCCUGUUCUACUGGGCAUGGAGGUUGGGUACGACCGCUGCUAUCCUCGCCAUUGUUCUACCCGUUCUCUCGAGUAACCUACUGCGCUUACCUGGUCCAUCCAGUAGUUCUGCGGUACGUCGCGAUGCAUCUCACGCAUCCCAUACAUCUCGGAGAGCUACUUGUUUUCGUUCUUUUCCUGGGCCUGACGGUGAUAUCCUAUUUCUUGGCGCUGGUCAUAUCGGUCGCGUUCGAGGCUCCCAUCGUCACCAUGCUGAAGAUCGUCGCGCCACAGAAGAAACCCCACCGAGUGUGAUCCAACAUUUGCGCAAAUAUUUGCUCAAAGAUUUGUACAAAUACUUUACGAAUGUCAGCAACUUUUUGUCACGGCGAUAAAAAAAUCUCGUUUCAUUUUGUACGAUUUGUUAUGACCUUGAUUUUCAUACAAAAUAAUAGUCAGUGCUCCUUCUCCUGCGGGUAGUAAUAAAACCUGCAAGGUUAAUACACAGCUCCCGACAGCAACUGCAUGGCAGGAUGCGACACUGAGCGCGCGUGUACGUGUAACUUAUCCUUUGUUAUAGAUACGAGGGAUAAAUGUGUUAAAUGUGAACAUCUUCAUACACUUCUUUGUAAGGGCCAAAACAAAAUUGCGAUGCGAUGCUCUGCGAGCUCGCACGACGCUUCGUAAAACUUAUGAAUUGAUUUGCACCGCGCAUACUUCCGAUGUUACUUCCUUACUUAAUAAUAACAGAAGAACGCUGUUUGCGAUCCACGACACGGAACAAAUCCCCAAAAAACCUUGAAAACCUACUGUUCAGGAUGCCUGAAUUACGUAAUGGUUUGGUUGAUUAUUCGAACCAUGGCCGCAACCGUAAACGACACGAUAUCGCAUCGCAUCGUGUCGCAAAGCAGUUGUGUUUCAAUGAUAAAACAAUUUCUAGGCGUGUUGGACACGUUGCAAUCGCGCUUAUGUUUUGUUUUAGCUUUUACUCUGGAGGGUUGAAAUGCAUUUUCAGCAGCUUUCGUUGUUAUUUGUGUAUUCAUAAUAACUUGCGGUCACAAACACUUAGAUAUUUGUUUUUAUCUAAGGUUUUUUCCUGUGAUAAAAUUGGUGUGAAGUUAAGUGCAAAUGGGUGAAACGCCGCGCCGUACAAAAUAAAAUGAACAUUCUCAGUUAGUAACUUAAGCAUCGUUCAUACCUGCGCGACCAUACCGACUACGAAGCGGGAACGUCUGCCAUGCGGCGAUUGGCUCUUAGCUCUUAGGAUAUUUAAUAGCGCCAUGCACACCUACGCGACUAUAAAGCGGAAUUUACAUUAUGAAAUUAGUUUCACGACGUUAAUUUCACUAUCAAUUGCACGUGUAAACGUUUCAUUACGAAAUUAGAUGCAUGCAAUACGAAAUUAGACGUUUAACAGUUGCGUUGGCGUAUGCGUUUUAUAUUCGUGUCGUGGACGCUCCCGCAUCCCGCGUUCGUGACGCGCAGAUGUGGCCGUAGCUUUAUAGCCAGAUAAGAGUAGUUUAGAGAACCACUGAAAUUAAACAAAGUUAUGGAAUAAAUUAACUAUAAGAUAUUAAUACUUUAUAAUUAUGCAACAUUGUUCAUCUUACUAUGUUAGAGCAGCCAUAAUAUUAUGUGGGCGGGAGGGCAGUUUAGUUUUAGAUGGUUUUAAAUUUUACAUCUUACCAUACUACAAUCUUCUUUUCAUUGUCAUACACAAUUACUCAAACUUCCCGUAUGCCCUCUUGCCUACUCAUAUCAUUUAUUUUUAAAUUUUUAAUCACCAGUUAAUUAAAGCUGACCGUGCUGAAAUCGGCUUCAUUCAUUAUCUUGUGAGGGCUCCAAGUCAAAAAACAUUAUGAGCCUCGAUUAGUGAUGGAUCUUACAAUCAUAGGUUAACUACGAUUUUUAUCGGAAUUUGUUGCGAAAAAUCGACUCCAUUUUCUUGUGGGGGCCCUGACAAAAUCUAUCGGGGGCCUCACAAAAUGUUAUCACACCAGUGCAGCACUGAUCACUAAUAUUUUGUUUAAUAAUAGAAAAUGAUUGGUAAAAAAGCAAAAAAUUGUUCAAUAUCUAAUUGGUCAUAUUCUGGGCAUGCACAUGUAUUUAACUAUACUUUAGUUUUCCUUAGUUUACCUUUUAAGCAAACUAAGAAAAACUAAAGUAUACCAGCGUGUUAAGAUCGUUACGUUUACAAAAAAUGUAUAAAUAAAAUAAAAUUUACCGAAAUACCGUUGAAUUUUAUAAAUUCUAGAUUUAAUUAAGUUAUUUUGUUUUUUUUUUUUUUUUAAUUAGCUAAGGGGGCCUCCCUGUAUUACCAUAAAAAUAUACAAGUACUUCAAUACAAUUUUAGUUUAAGCAGUCCAAAAAUGUACAUUCAGUUGUUGUAUUAACUUGUAUAAGUACGUAUAUUAUGUAAAUAAGUUGUAAAUAUUCUUUAGUUAUUAAGUUUGUACUGAAAUAUUUUUAUUAAAAAAUAGAAUUUAAUGUU